AUGACUUCUACCAUCACCGAGCAAGCCACUUCUGGAAGCGCUGGCGCUCCUCCUCCAAUUCCCGGCAUCUGCACCUGCGACACCCCAAACACCUACCUUAAACCCAUAAUUGGGUGCGUCAACCGCCGGUGCCGCCCCCGGUACUACCAUCUCAGCUGUGUAGGGCUGAAAGAUCGCCCUGUGCAUUGGUCUUGUCCGUCCUGCUCGCCUCCCUCCAACAAGCGCAAGUCAGAUGACUCUGACGACGACAUGCCGCGCAAGAGGCGCAGGAUGGCUGAGCUCGUAGCCUUUGCCGCCGACGUUCCCCUUACUGUCGUCGAGCAGCUGUUCGCUGAGGAGCCUGGCGCCGACAAUGACGCAGAGAGUGAGGUGGUUGAGGAGGCUGAGGACGAUGUAGUCGCCGGGCUUCCUGCUGUUGGUGCCAGUGGAGACACACCAAUCCUGGUUGCCGACGACGAGGAUGGCUCUGCCUCCGCUUCUGAGGACGGUUUCGAGGAUGGCGGCGACGAUGAGCCGGAGUCGGAGUCAAGCCACUACUGUAUCCGAGGAUGUCGGCGUGAGACUGGUGGGAUGGUGGCGUGUGAUGGAGAGAAUUGCGCGGGCGAGUGGUUCCACUUUGCGUGCAUUGGGAUGACGUCGAAGACAGUUCUGGAGGGAGAGUAG
Molecule: messenger RNA, 663 nt
Organism: Alternaria incomplexa
Lineage: Eukaryota; Fungi; Ascomycota; Dothideomycetes; Pleosporales; Pleosporaceae
Exons: 1
Coding region: 1-663 (220 amino acids)
Source: RefSeq, a predicted model, not a curated record